Messenger RNA from Plasmodium vinckei vinckei, 906 nucleotides. RefSeq names its product CIR protein PIR protein. The transcript has 3 exons. The record is from RefSeq and is a predicted model, not a curated record. Bases 1 to 906 code for a protein of 301 amino acids. NCBI's taxonomy places the organism in Eukaryota, Apicomplexa, Aconoidasida, Haemosporida, Plasmodiidae.
AUGGCACAGCCAAAUCAUACUAUUAAGGAUUUGUAUAGUGCAAUUAAGACGAUCAGUAACUAUUUUGGAGAGGAGGAGGAAAAAAAUGGAGCAAUAUCUCUAAAAUAUAAAGAAGAAAUCCACAAUUAUUGUCAUUACGAGAGUAACUCAGGAGAUGGUAAAUGUAGUGAUUAUUUUCAAAUGACUAGUUCUGGUGUUAUUCAUUUGCUAAAAUCGUUAGAGAAGUAUGGUUUAGAAAAUGAUAAACUUGCCGAAUACGCUAUUUUAUGGUUAAGUUAUAAACUAAAUAUAAAGACAAAUAAUAAUUUUACCAAUUUAAACGAAUUUUAUACUAGUUAUAUAGAAACAAAUAAUUAUUAUAAUGAGAAAAUAAAAAAUAAUGGUAGUACGACUUAUAAGGAUAUUAUAAAUAGAAAAAAAGAUUUGAUGGAUAAUAAUGAAAUAUCUAAAUUUGAUGCCCCAUUUAAUAUAUUAUAUUUUUUGUAUUAUGAAAUUAGUGAUGAACUUCCGGAUUGCGAUACAAAUUUGAGUUUUGCUAAAAUGUUUUCUGAUGAUUUUGAAAAACUCAAUAAAGAUUCUAAUAAUAUAGAAAACAGUUCAUAUAAUAAAUUGUUAUCUACAUUAUCAGAUGAUUAUAACAAUUUAAUAAAUAAAUGCCCCAAAUUUCCAUCUCUUACAGAAUUAACCCCUAAAAAAAGUUCUACACAAAAUCCUGCAGAAAAAUCUGUAAAAGAUUCUGGACAAACAUUGGGGAAGACUCCUGAAGGUACAUUAUCAAGUUCGUCGAUAUUAAACACAGUAAUUCCAGGUUUGUCGACAUUUGCAAUACCGGUUUUCUUGGGAGUUGCUUAUAAGACAAUAUAUAAGAAAAAAAAUAAAAAAAGUAAAGAAGAAAAUGAAACAUAA